AUGCAGAGAAAACCUUUUGAUCCAGGAUUUCAAUCUAAUGAUGAGAAAAAAAAUCUCGGUGACGGGCAAAUUUCAACCAAUCAAUCGGCACUCACGCCAGAGACUAAAACAUCGCCGGUUAUUGGUAUUGGCCUGGAUUCUUGUGUUCUUCCAUUGCGCCAUGGAGGACUUUUUCUUGUCCAAUCAACUGAUUUCUUCUAUCCACUUAUUGACGAUCCAUAUGUGAUGGGAAAAAUUGCGUGCGCAAAUGUCUUAAGUGAUAUUUAUGCUAUGGGUGCUAUUGAAGUAGAUAAUAUGUUAAUGUUAUUAAGUACAAGUAAUAAAAUGAGUGAAAAAGAACGUGAUACUAUUAUGCCAUUGAUCCUUGAAGGAUUCAAAGAUUGUGCUGAAGAAGCAGGUACAUCUGUUCAAGGUGGUCAAACUGUUGUUAAUCCAUGGUUAAUAGUUGGUGGUGUUGCUACAUCUAUUUGUAUUCCAAGUGAAAUAAUCAUUCCAGAACAUGCUGUUGUCGGUGAUGUUUUAGUAUUGACAAAACCAUUAGGCACUCAAGUUGCUGUCAAUGCUUAUCAAUGGAUUGAAAAUCCAGAUCGAUGGAAUCGGAUUAAAUCGGUAGUUACUGAAGAUGAAGUACGAAAAGGUUAUAAACGUGCUAUGAGUUGUAUGGCUAGAUUAAAUAGAACUGGUGGAAAACUUAUGCAUAAAUAUAAUGCUCAUGCAUGUACGGAUGUAACUGGUUUUGGUCUAUUAGGUCAUGCAGAGAAUUUAGCAAAAUAUCAAAAAAAUGAGGUUUCAUUUGUCAUACACAAUUUACCUAUUAUUGCUAAAAUGGCUACAAUAACAAAAGCUUGUAAUGAUAUGUUUAGUUUAUUACAAGGUAAAAGUGCAGAAACAUCAGGUGGUUUACUUGUGGUUUUACCACAUGAACAAGCUGCUGCUUUUUGUAAAGAUAUUGAAGCACAAGAAGGUUAUCGAGCAUGGAUUAUUGGUGUCGUAGAAAAAGGUGAUCGAACGGCGAAAAUAGUUGAUAAACCAAGAAUUAUUGAAGUUCCAGAAAAAGAUACCGAAGGAGAAUUAUGGUAA
Rotaria socialis is the source of this 1080-nucleotide messenger RNA. Lineage: Eukaryota; Metazoa; Rotifera; Eurotatoria; Philodinida; Philodinidae. The record is from the annotation of a GenBank genome assembly.